AUGGAUCUGGAGAGCGACUUGCUUAGUCGUAUCGGCUCGACCAUCUCUAGCGGAUCGAACAAGGAGCGGGCUGCUGCGCUAGCUGUUCAUCGCAUACUGCGAGAUGCCGCUGUGGAGAGACGCUGCUUCCAAGUCGACUGGAGUGGCAGAUCCUCUGUUAUGCCCAAGCUACGUUGCUGGAUCCGGGACUGUUUCGUGCCAGCAACGGAACAGGCUAUAUCUACUCUGACGGGUGAGGCGUUACUGAAGCUACCAGCUGAGCAAUUCGUUUCCGCUGCAGAGAACCAUCUCGGUCGGUCAAGAGUAAGCUCAUUGUUCGACUAUGUCCGCAGCUGGCCGUCCAGCCAAGGUGCCAUCCUCGAUAUCAGGGAGUACCUCAGCACGAAUGGUCCGAACGAGAAAGCGCACCUGUGCGCAUCAUUUCUGGACCAGUUUCAACGGCGUUUACUCCACGCAGGGGCGAGCACUACGGAAAUCCUGGGCAUCUACAUCAGUGUCAUCCAUGUCUUCCAAGCACUGGACUCUCGUGGUGUCCUACUGGAGAAGGUCGCAAGUCGAAUUCGCAACUACUUACGUGGGAGAGACGAUACGGCGACCAUUAUUGCCGACAGCCUGCUGGCAGAUAUUGACGAGAUCAACGGCACCGUCACCGGUCACGAUCCGGACAAAGUCUGUCCCGACAUUGCACACGAAGUCAUCACCUCUGCCGUCGACGCCAAAAACGACAAGAUGAUCGACUGGAGUGACAUGACAUGGAUGCCCGACCCGAUUGACGCUGGACCAAAUUACAAGUCAUCCAAGUCAGACGACGUUGUAGCUCAUAUUCUGGCCUUGUUCGAGAAGGAAGACUUUGCCAAAGCUUUUACAGCUGCAAUCGGCGACAACUUCCUCCAUAAGACCGGCGCGGACUUCUCCAAAGAGAUCAAGAUUAUCGAGCUGCUCAAGGCACGCCUGGAUGCCGGACAGAUGCACAACGCCGAAGUAAUGUUGAAGGAUAUGCAGGACUCGGUGGCGCUGCACACCCACUUCAACCCACGAACGACCAACAUCGGCACCGUCACACCCAAAGAGAUCCAGCGAGCCCUUCCAGCAGAAGGUAUCCACGGCGACGUCCUGUACGACAUGUUCAAGACUCGUAUCGAUCGUAAAUUGUUCGGUGGAGCUCUUUCGCUAGUCGCUACCCGUCGCGGGAACAUCUACUAUCCCAAGCGCGCUCGUCUGCCCCUCGAACCAAUACAACCGACCACCACUCAUCCCGAACUUGACGUCAAAGUCAUGUCAAGCCACUUCUGGCCCGAGUAUCCGAGCGAAGACUUCAAGAUCCCUCACCAAAUACAGCAGAAACUGGACGCGUACUCGCAGCAGUACAAGAACUUCAACGGUACGCGAGUCGUUCGCUGGAAACAUGUACAAUCGAGAGCGGAUGUGGUCUUGGAGCUGGAGGACCGUACGGUGGAGGACUCGGUGGACGCUUUCAAGGCUAGUGUCAUCGAUGUCUUCUGCGACGGACUGCAGGGAGAUCAAAAUGAUCCUCCCAUCAACUACGACCCGGCAACCGGUCUUUCGUCUGAUGAGAUUGCCGAAGCACUCGAGAUGCCACCCGAGCUCGUUCUUCUCGCGAUCCACCACUGGACCAGCAGCAGAGUCCUCUACGAACUCACGCCAGGCAAAUAUGCUGUUCUGGAGCGCUUAGACAUGGAGCCUGGCAUCGUCGCCGACCGCAGCACAGAAGAUGUGGACAUGGACGAGGGCAUGCUAGCCGCACUGGCCGAUGAAAGGAAGUUGAAAGAGCAGGCGCCGAUGUUCUCAAUGUUCAUCUCUACGCUGUUGACGAAUAAUGGUCCCAGGCCAGUGGAGGGGCCGAUGGGAAUCACGAAUAUGGUCAAGAUGGUCAUUCCAACGUUCACGUGGGGCGAUGAGCAUGUUUUAAUGCUGCUGAGGAUGAUGGAGGGAGACGGCUUGGUCGAGUGCAAUGGAGAUACAUGGAAGAAGGCGUGA
Messenger RNA from Zymoseptoria tritici IPO323, 1998 nucleotides. RefSeq lists its product as uncharacterized. Bases 1 to 1998 code for a protein of 665 amino acids. Gene Ontology annotation, cellular component: anaphase-promoting complex. Gene Ontology annotation, molecular function: ubiquitin protein ligase binding. Gene Ontology annotation, biological process: ubiquitin-dependent protein catabolic process. The transcript has a single exon. The record is from RefSeq and is a predicted model, not a curated record. Lineage: Eukaryota; Fungi; Ascomycota; Dothideomycetes; Mycosphaerellales; Mycosphaerellaceae.